Messenger RNA from Solea solea (common sole), 2800 nucleotides. RefSeq names its product sodium- and chloride-dependent betaine transporter-like. The coding region runs from base 170 to 2020 and encodes 616 amino acids. Gene Ontology annotation, cellular component: membrane. The transcript is spliced from 16 exons. The record is from RefSeq and is a predicted model, not a curated record. Lineage: Eukaryota; Metazoa; Chordata; Actinopteri; Pleuronectiformes; Soleidae. Gene Ontology annotation, biological process: sodium ion transmembrane transport.
GUGGGACACUGUGGACACUCCCUCCCUCUUCGGGGUUCUGUUGCGUUUUCAAAACUUCACUUAAUUAAAGAAUUUCGUCGCAGGCGGACGCUGCAAACUCGCGGACGGUUUCAGACACAGGUUUGUGUUUCUUCUACAUGUGCAGCACAACAGACCCCCCAAAAACAACAUGACUCCGGAGGAAACAGCCAGAGGAGCUUCUACUCGAAGUAUGGGGCCGGAGAAAGGAAUAAGUGAAGAUGGGGCUCACCCAAGAGCGAAGUGGGGCAACAAAAUGGCGUUUAUGUUCAGCGCUAUUGGGGUCAUGGUUGGUCCUGGAACUAUUUCGCGUUUCCCCUUUUAUCUCUCUGUCCAUGGAGGAGUUGUUUUCCUCAUCCCUUACUGCUUCAUGCUCUACUUCUGUGGCUUCCCCUUGUUCUUCAUGGAGCUAGCACUGGGCCAGUACACCAGCGAGGGUGCAGUUACAGCCUGGAGGAAGAUUUGCCCCAUGUUCGAGGGGGUUGGAGUUGCGUGUCAAGUGUACGUGUUUUACAUUAUCACCUACUUCAUUGUGAUAAUUGCCUGGGUAAUCUUCUACUUCAUAUACUCCUUCAUGAGUCCCCUGGCCUGGUCCACGUGUGACAACUGGUGGAACUCUGGAGAGUGUAAGAUUCCCACGCCUGACUGGUCAUUCAUAAAUAGCACCAUCACAGCGGGCGACUACGAUCCCUAUUACAACAUCUCCGUAGAGUCUUCAUGGCCCAUGUCAGCGGACAACGAGUUCUGGCAACUCCGUGUGAUAAGACAGUCACCUGACUUUUCCCUGGGUGUGGUUCACUGGGACAUGGCUCUGUGUCUCCUGGCUGCCUGGGUUAUAUGUUACUUCUGUGUAUUUAAAGGGAUCAAAUACACAGGAAUGGUGGUCUACUUAACAGCUACCCUCCCCUACCUGAUAAUGGUGAUCUUCUUCUUCCGUGUUGUGACACUCCCUGGAGCUUUAAGCGGCCUGGAACAUUACUUCUAUCCCAAUUUAGAUGUGCUUGCUGACAUAAAUAUCUGGCUUGGCGCACUAACACUUGUGAUGUACACCGUCGCUGUGAGUCACGGAGUAAUGAUUGCUUUGGGAAGCUACAACAAAUACAACAAUGACUGCUACAGGGACUCCUACACGCUGUUCGGUGUGACCAUCGCUACCAAUUUGGCUUUCACUGUUGUUGUGAGUUCACUGAUGGGAUUCCUGGCUGAGGUCAGGCAAAUGUCGGUCCAUGAAGUUUUAGCUACUGGUCCUGGACAAAUCUUCCAGGCAAUUCCCGUGGCUCUGGCACACAUACCUGGUGCACAUUUUUGGGCAGUGCUCUUCUUCCUCAUGAUGUUCUUCCUGAACAUCGACACACAGUUUUUGUAUUUGGAGGGUUUGGUCACAGCUGUCACAGACAUGUUCCCUCAUCGCCUGCGUGGAAGGAGAGAGAAGCUCACCCUGGUCAUAGUUGUCGUUUGCUUUCUGCUUGGGCUGCCAUUUAUCACUGAGGGAGGGUUGUUACUCUUUUACCUGGUUGACCAUUUCGCUAUGAAUGUAACCUGUUAUUUCUUCAUCGCUUGUUUCGAGACUGUUAUCAUCGGCUGGGUGUAUGGAGCAGACCGCUUCCUGGACAACAUAGAGGAUAUGAUCGGGUAUCGGCCAUACCCUGUGAUUAAGUACUGCUGGUUGUUCGUCACGCCGCUCGUCUGCGGGGUGGCUUUUCGGUAUCACGAGAUCUUCCCGGCCUCUUUCUGGUUUGAGGAUUAUGAACCCUCUCUGUCGUAUACCAUUUUUGGUGCCAUUCUUAUGGUCGCUCCGCUGAUCUGCAUCCCGGUGUACAUACUGCUCACACUGUGUAGGAAUGGCAACAACAUGGCGACACCGUCCAGCAACUUGCGUCAGGCCCGGCCUCACAAGCCACUGCUGUCGCUGUGUAAGCGCGUCAUCUUCAGCGCGCCGCCGACCAGGACUGUGGACGAAGGGAACGAGAAGAUAAUGAUGGGAGAACCCAGCGGAGUUUGAAGGUUUUUUCAAUGACACUCCACACUAUGUAAACAAUGGCAAUAAUGAAUUGUACCAAUCUGUGAUGACUAUACACAUAAUUUGAAUGACUUGUGAAGUUUCUUUACAAAUGUUUAAGUCAGGGAGGGCUUUGUUGUUGUUGUUGUUGUUGUUGUUGUCCCAUCUAUUUACCUGUGUACGAUUUGUGUAAUGAAUGUGGACAAAGCUUCAGCAGCCUAUGAUGCCAAUUUUGUGAAAUAGGUCGUCAUUAACAUGGAAGGUAGAGUAUGAGAGAGUGUACGCCAGUGUGAUUGACGCCUGAUAUCGUUCAUUAGGUACUUGGCUGCAGGUGAUGUUUAUGAACUACCGUUUGCAAAAACUGUCAAACGAUCAGUCAAAUCACAAAUCUCGAGGCUUCAUUCUUUACUUAUAAUGACCCCCAGUAUAAUCUUAUAUACUGCGACCAUACUAAUCCUAGUCCUAAGUAUGUAUAGCACCAGUAGAAGUCCCUGUUUGUCUGGUAAACACAAAAAAAAUAUAUAUAUAUACAGUAUAUUUUUUUUUGUCAUACCAAAAUAUCAAAGCAGUUUGCACAGGUUUCAGUGUACUGUUAUUGUGCGUUGUGUGUGUGUGUGUGUGUGUGUGUGUGUGUCAUCGUCCGUAUAUCACUUGACAGUGUAUGUUUUUUUCUACAACCAAAGUGAACCGAUUUACAUUUGAGGAUAUGUAAAACAUGUUUUUAUGUCAUGACGUUGCCGUACUUUGUGAUACUUUUGUUCAAAAUCUAUAAUUACCAUAUCA